GUUGACAUGAUUUCCUAUAGUCUUUGAAUGCAACACUUCCUAGACUGACUACAAUGGCGUGUUGGGAACCAACUGGCAGCUGCUAAGCGUUCACCUGCCAACUAAUAAGAGAUACAUUCUUCUAACCGUGUCAUUUGAAAAUAUUCAAAGUAAACGUUACAUUUUAGGCGACGAUCGAGAGAGCGAGGUUUUAACAGACGACACUGGAGUGGAAGGAAGGACAGCUGCGAGGGUUGGAAAUGGCGUGCUAACGGUUAGCCGAGUUGCUAACAUCUCACCGGUUGAAAGUGCUGCUAAAAGCACAUAUGUUCUGUAUUGGACACAGAAACGUCUGUGUCCUUUUGGGGGAUGUUAGUCAAGUCGCAGCGCUAAACGACGAGCACAAUGGAAGAGAUAAAGACGGAACCCGUGGAUUUUGUGAGGGAAUUCCAAGAGUACCUGACACAGCAAACGCAGCACGUCAACAUGAUCUCGGGCUCUAUUUGUGAGGAAAAGGACCCAGAAAUGUCAUACAGCAAUGGAAGGGAGUAGUGGGGAAAACAAAACAUUACUAGCAAGUGCUCCCUCGGCAUCCUACUAGUGCGCUGAAUUGUCCUAUAGUGAGGACGUACUAGUACACGGACCCCAAUCUGGAAAUCAAAGUGGCCCCGAGGAGUGAGCACAAUGGUCUGGACCCCCCGUCCGUGGAGGUGAGCCUGCCCGUGGAGGAAGGGUCGGAUGUGCAAAUGGACGGCCUGGAGAGGACGUGCGAUGGCAAAUACAAGUGCAGCUUCUGCAGCUACGCCAACAAGGGCAUGGCUCGCUUGAUAGAGCACAUUCGCAUCCAUACAGGAGAAAAGCCACACCGCUGCCAGCUGUGCCCGUUCGCCUCGGCGUACGAGCGCCACCUGGAGGCCCACAUGCGCUCACACACGGGCGAGAAACCGUACAAGUGCGACCUUUGCGCCUUCCGCUGCAGCGACCGCAGCAACCUGUCGCACCACCGCCGCCGGCGCCACAAGCAGCUGCCCCCCCGGGUGCCGCGCCCGCCCUUCGUCGGCAAGCGAGGCCUGGCCACCCUGCAGAAGCGGAGCGGCUCGCUGGGCUUUAGCAGACGCCUGCUCAUCAAUUUCACCCCGCCGCCCCCGCCCAAAUCGGACUACGCCAACGAUGUGCUUCACAAGCAUCACCACCAUUUGAACAUGACUGAGCACAGGAACCCUCCCAGGCUGCUGCAGAGUGACUUCAACAGAGGAGCGAACGCUUUCAACAACCCGCUGGAGCAGCUGGCUUCACUGCAGCCGGCCGACCUCCACUCCGAGCCCUCUCACGUUACCCCGAACAGUGACGAAAAGCCCAUAGUGAUACAGGAAGUCACGGGCGCGCGAGCCACAUCAUGUUCCAACGGCGUGCAGACUUUGACGCCGAAAACAGAAUACACCGCUUCGGACCACAGGAGCUCUACGUCCGGACUCGACUCGGACGCCCACGCCGAGGCUUUGUGCGCGAGCAGCAGCCGGCCCGGCACGCCCCUCGCCGCCACGCCGGAAUGCGACGAGCCGCAGCGUUGCCCGCAUUGCGACAUCCACUUUCCCGACAACGUCCUGUACACCAUCCACAUGGGAUGCCACGUCUACGAGCACCCCUUCCGCUGCAACGUCUGCGGCCACACGUGCACAGACAAGUACGACUUUGCUUGCCAUUUUGCUCAAGGGCAGCACAGGAAGUGACUCUUUGACUGUCUUUGGGAAUGCCUCCCAAUCCACAAUACGCCACUCACAAAAACGUAGGGAUAUUGGACUUUUGGGUGAAAUUUCAUUCAUAAAAUGCACCAGUAUGGUGCCUUGAGAUAGGUUUAUUUUGUUCCAUGACCACACUCGUAAUUUAGAAGACUGAAUCUCAAAUAAUCUUUCCCCAUUGAAAUGAAUGAAUGAAUAGAAGUAGGAAAUAAUACGUUAAGUGCCCCUGGUAACCAUUUUGUAUUGCUUUGCAGGAAUGUAGUUUUACAUAGGCAGCUACACAUGAAACAAAACAUAAAUUAACAGUAUUUUACAUAUUGUUUUUAUAUCUCGGCUAAAUUAGCUGGACACACUAAUUGUGCCUGUAUUUUAUUUUUUUGAAUCAUGUAUAAACUGUAAAUUGUACGACUUUUUAAUUAUGUAUGCUUGUUUUGAAACUGAAACCGUAUAAAGAUGACAUUUUUAAUUUACCGGUAAAUUACCGCUUUGAGCUCGUAGCUUGUGUGUUUUGGAAACAUUUUCAAGUCUUACACCAUAAUUUAAUUCCCAAUAUAUACAAUUUAGAUGAUGUAAAUAAAAAGUCUUUUAAUACAUGAAUGAUACCAUUUGUGGUUGGAGCAUAAAUAGUUGAGGUAUCUCCACGCCAAACACAGACUAGUGCUGACCUAACUAAGCCUUGUUGCAUUAACUGGUGAAGCCUGCUCGGAUGAGAUUGAACCGUCUUCUAAGACAACAAGAACAAUCCAGUUGCGAUUGUUUCAAUGCCCUGAGAAUGAAAUGACCUGGAUGAAUGAUGAUGUUCACAGGCACGCUUUAAUACAAUAAAGGCAUUUUUCAACAAA
Messenger RNA from Phyllopteryx taeniolatus (common seadragon), 2560 nucleotides. Its product is annotated as zinc finger protein Pegasus-like. Lineage: Eukaryota; Metazoa; Chordata; Actinopteri; Syngnathiformes; Syngnathidae. Gene Ontology annotation, molecular function: DNA-binding transcription factor activity; RNA polymerase II cis-regulatory region sequence-specific DNA binding. The record is from RefSeq and is a predicted model, not a curated record. Gene Ontology annotation, biological process: regulation of transcription by RNA polymerase II. The coding region runs from base 726 to 1709 and encodes 327 amino acids. The transcript is spliced from 4 exons.